Molecule: messenger RNA, 594 nt
Organism: Setaria italica (foxtail millet)
Lineage: Eukaryota; Viridiplantae; Streptophyta; Magnoliopsida; Poales; Poaceae
Product: ripening-related protein 3
Exons: 1
Coding region: 1-594 (197 amino acids)
Source: RefSeq, a predicted model, not a curated record
AUGGCUAGCGCAACCAUAGCUCGUCGCCUCUCCUAUUUCUAUACAUUCCUCGCGCUCGCCGCCGUCUUUCCGCUAGCUGCUCUCGACGCCUUCCCCCACCGCGCGCUCCUCCAGUCCUGCCAGCCCAACGGCUCCAUCCGCGGCAAGUCCGGCAGCUGCAACCCGGAGAACGACUCCGUGUGCUGCGAGGACGGGAAGCGCUACACCACCUUCGCGUGCUCCCCGCCCGUCGUCACGACGGGCACCCGCGCCACGCUCACGCUCAACAGCUUCGCCGACCACGGGGACGGCGGCGGCGCGGCCAGCUGCACGGGCACCUUCUUUGGCGACGGCGAGAGGGUGGUCGCGCUGUCCACGGGGUGGUUCGGCCGGGGGAGCCGGUGCAGGAGGAGCGUCGUGAUCCGGGCGAGCAACGGCAGGUCCGUCACGGCCAAGGUCGUGGACGAGUGCGACUCCAUGCACGGGUGCGACGACGAGCACAACUUCGAGCCGCCGUGCGACAACAACAUCGUUGACGGGUCGCCGGCGGUGUGGAAGGCACUGGGGCUCAAAACUGACGAUGGGAGAGUGCCCGUCACCUGGUCCGAUGCCUGA